Molecule: messenger RNA, 747 nt
Organism: Heterocephalus glaber (naked mole-rat)
Lineage: Eukaryota; Metazoa; Chordata; Mammalia; Rodentia; Bathyergidae
Product: olfactory receptor 14C36-like
Biological process (GO): G protein-coupled receptor signaling pathway
Cellular component (GO): membrane
Molecular function (GO): olfactory receptor activity; G protein-coupled receptor activity
Source: RefSeq, a predicted model, not a curated record
CUGCUGGGCACAAGCUCCAUUUCAAAGGCAGGAUGUGCAGCUCAGGUCUUCCUUGUGUUAUUCUUUGUAUUUGUAGAGUUACUGUUUCUCACCAUCAUGGCUCAUGACCGCUUUGCAGCCAUCUGCAGGCCCCUCCAUUACCCUGUGAUUAUGAGCCCUCGGCUGUGUGUCCACAGCACACUGGCCACUGUGCUCAGCGGGAUCAUCUAUGCAGCACUGCACACCAUCAACACCUUCAGGCUGCCCUUCUGCCACUCGCAUGCUGUCCAGCAGCUCUUCUGUGACGUCCCCUCUCUGCUGAAGCUGUCUUGCUCUGACACCUUCAGCAACCAGAUCUCGAUUUUUGUCUCUGCUCUGGUGGUUGGUGGCGGCUCUUUCAUUUAUAUCAUCAAGUCUUAUAUUCACAUCUUUUCUACUGUGCUCAGGUUUCCAGUGGGAGUAGACAGGAAAAAGGCCUUUUCCACCUGUGUCCCCCACAUCCUCGUGGUGUCUGUCUUCCUCAGCUCUUCCUUCUAUGUCUACCUGAGACCCCCUGCAAUGUCUGCUGGUGUCAAGGAUAUGGUCCUGUCUGUGUUCUACUCAGUAAUUCCUCCCCUCUUCAACCCUAUCAUCUACAGCCUCAGAAAUGAACACAUGAAGGGUGCCAUCAGGAAACUCAUGGCAAGAAGGUUGUAUUCAGGAAAUAUAUUGAGAAUUAAGGAGGCUUUUCCAAUCCAGCUUAGUCAUAGUCAUGCUUUUCACAAUUAA